AUGCUCUGCACGAGACAGUCCCCUGCCCUGGCUCCAGAAGAGCGCUACCGCCCAGCCCUAGCCCCGGAGCGGGGGCGUCGUCAUGUCCCAGGUACGCACCCCCCCCCCCCACCACUGCCCCUCUUCAACACGGAGUCCUCCACGCAUCAAGUGGACUCGGUGGCGUCCGGGGUCCGGAGGAGGCUGCUGAAGGAGACGUUGGAAACAGCCCCUUGGGGGUCGAAGUCGUCUUUGCGCAUCUGGAAGGAGCGCGCAGCAUCGCAGGUCCCAGACGUCUUGGGAGCUGAUGAUGAUGACAUGGGUGAUGGCUGCUCUCGGAAGCUGACGACUGUGAAUAUUCUUCGUUUCCUCUUGCUGGUCCUGAUUCCAUGUAUCUGUGCUCUCAUUGUCCUGCUGGUGAUCCUGCUCUCCUUUGUUGGAACAUUAAAAAAGGCCUAUUUUAAAUCAAAUGGGAGUGAACCUUUGGUCACUGAUAGUAAAGUCCACGUGUCUGAUGUUAUUCUUAAUACAAUUCAUAAUGACGAGAGCACUGUGACGUCUGCUGCCCAUCCCACCCAACACAUUCCCGCCUGGACUAUGGAUGCUUCUCUCUCAGGAGACCAGAAUCACAGGAACACAAGUGCCUGCAUGAACAUCACCCACAGCCAGUGUCAGAUAUUGCCCUACUACACCACGCUGACAUCUCCCCUCUCCAUUGUCAAAAGCAUGGAAAUGGAGAAGUUCCUCAAAUUCUUCACCUACCUCCAUCGCCUCGGUUGCUAUCAACAUAUCAUGCUUUUUGGCUGCAACCUGGCCUUUCCCAAGUGCAUCAGGGAUGGUGCUGACAGUCAUGGACUCCUGCCUUGUAGAUCCUUCUGUGAGUCUGCAAAAGAGGGCUGUGAGUCAGUCCUGGGAAUGGUGAAUGCCUCCUGGCCUGAUUUCCUCAAAUGUUCACAGUUUAGAAACCAAAGUGAAAACAGCAAUGUCAGCAGGAUUUGCUUCUCACCACAGCAGGAAAACGAAAAGCAAUCACUCUGCAGAGGGGGCGAGAGCUUUCUGUGCACCAGUGGCAUCUGUGUCCCCAGGAAACUGCAGUGUAACGGCUACAACGACUGUGAUGACUGGAGUGACGAGGCUCAUUGCAAUUGCAGCGAGAAUCUGUUUCACUGUCACACAGGCAAGUGCCUUAAUUAUAGCCUCGUGUGUGAUGGCUAUGAUGACUGUGGAGAUCUGAGUGACGAACAAAACUGUGAUUGCAAUCCCAUAGAGGAACAUCGCUGUGGAGACGGGCGCUGCAUUGCCAUUGAAUGGGUGUGUGAUGGGGACCACGACUGCGUGGAUAAAUCCGAUGAAGUCAAUUGCUCAUGUCACAGCCAGGGGCUGGUGGAAUGCAGAAAUGGACAGUGCAUCCCCAGCACUUUCCAGUGUGAUGGAGACGAGGACUGUAAGGAUGGAAGUGAUGAGGAGAGUUGUAGUGAUGGUCAGACUCUAUGUCAAGAAGGAGACCAAAGAUGCCUCUACAGUUCUUGCCUUGGUUCAUGUGGUGGUAACUCUCUUUGUGACCCCAGCAACAGUGUGAAUAAUUGUAGUCAGUGUGAACCAAUUACAUUGGAACUCUGCUUGAAUUUGCCCUACAACCAUACAAAUUUUCCGAAUUACCUUGGCCACAGGACUCAGAAGGAAGCAUCCAUCAGCUGGGAGUCUUCUCUUUUCCCUGCACUUGUUCAAACCAACUGUUACAAAUACCUCAUGUUCUUUGCUUGCACCAUCUUGGUACCAAAGUGUGAUGAGGAUACACACCAGCGUAUCCCACCUUGCAGAGCUCUCUGUGAGCAUUCCAAAGAACGCUGUGAGUCUGUUCUUGGGAUUGUGGGUCUGCAGUGGCCAGAAGACACAGAUUGCAAUCAAUUUCCAGAGGAAAAUGCAGACAAUCAAACCUGCCUAAUGCCUGAUGAUGAAGUUGAAGAAUGCUCACCUAGUCACUUCAAGUGCAGCUCAGGACGGUGUGUUCUGGCUUCCAGAAGAUGUGAUGGGCAGGCUGACUGUGAUGAUGAUAGUGAUGAAGAAAACUGUGGAUGUAAGGAGAGAGAUCUUUGGGAAUGUCCAUCCAGUAAACAGUGUUUGAAGCACACAGUCAUCUGUGAUGGGUUUCCAGACUGCCCUGAUAACAUGGAUGAAAAAAACUGCUCAUUUUGCCAAGCUGAUGAGCUAGAAUGUGCAAACCACGAGUGUGUGCCGCGUGACCGGUGGUGUGACGGUGAAGCCGACUGUAUAGACAGUUCCGAUGAAUGGGACUGUGUGACCCUCUCUGCAAACGUGAACUCCUCCUCAUUCCUGAUGGCUCACAGAUCUGCUGUGGAACACCACGUGUGUGCGGAUGGCUGGCAGGAGACACUGAGUCAGCUGGCCUGCAAGCAGAUGGGUUUAGGGGAACCAUCUGUGACCAAAUUGAUAGAGGAACAGGAGCAAGACCAACAGUGGCUUACAUUACGCUCCAACUGGGAGAGCCUUAAUGCAACAACUUUGCAUGAACUACUGGUAAAAGGGCAGUCCUGUUAUAGCAGAAGUAAGAUUUCUCUUCUGUGUGCUAAGCAAGACUGUGGGCGCCGCCCUGCUGCCCGGAUGAACAAGAGGAUUCUAGGGGGCCGGACGAGUCGCCCAGGAAGGUGGCCCUGGCAGUGUUCCCUGCAGAGUGAACCCAGUGGGCACAUUUGUGGUUGUGUCCUCAUUGCCAAGAAAUGGGUUCUGACGGUCGCCCACUGCUUUGAGGGGAGAGAGAAUGCUGCCGUUUGGAAAGUGGUGUUUGGCAUCAAUAACCUAGACCACCCAUCAACAUUCAUGCAGAUGCGCCUUGUGAAGACCAUCAUCCUGCAUCCUCGCUACAGUCGAGCGGUGGUGGACUACGACAUCAGCAUAGUGGAGCUAAGCCAAGACAUCAAUGAAACAAGCUACGUCCGACCAGUCUGCUUACCCAGCCCGGAUCAGUCCUUAGAACCUGAUUCUUACUGCUAUAUCACAGGCUGGGGACACAUGGGCAACAAAAUGCCUUUUAAGCUGCAAGAGGGAGAAGUACGCAUUAUUUCUCUGGAGCAGUGUCAGUCCUACUUUGACAUGAAGACCAUCACCAACCGGAUGAUCUGUGCUGGCUAUGAGUCUGGCACAGUUGACUCGUGCAUGGGUGACAGUGGUGGGCCUCUAGUUUGUGAGAAGCCGGGAGGACAGUGGACAUUAUUUGGCUUAACUUCAUGGGGCUCCGUCUGCUUUUCCAAAGUCCUGGGGCCUGGAGUUUACAGCAACGUGACAUACUUUGUCAAAUGGAUUGAAAGACAAAUAUACAUCCAUACCUUUCUCCUAAACUAA
Messenger RNA from Budorcas taxicolor (takin), 3339 nucleotides. It is a transcript of the gene CORIN, whose product is annotated as corin, serine peptidase. The record is from RefSeq and is a predicted model, not a curated record. Gene Ontology annotation, biological process: regulation of blood pressure; acrosome reaction; peptide hormone processing. Gene Ontology annotation, cellular component: membrane. Gene Ontology annotation, molecular function: serine-type endopeptidase activity; protein binding. NCBI's taxonomy places the organism in Eukaryota, Metazoa, Chordata, Mammalia, Artiodactyla, Bovidae.